Ricinus communis (castor bean) is the source of this 2417-nucleotide messenger RNA. Its product is annotated as DEAD-box ATP-dependent RNA helicase 53, mitochondrial-like. The record is from RefSeq and is a predicted model, not a curated record. NCBI's taxonomy places the organism in Eukaryota, Viridiplantae, Streptophyta, Magnoliopsida, Malpighiales, Euphorbiaceae. Gene Ontology annotation, molecular function: ATP binding; nucleic acid binding. The transcript is spliced from 8 exons. The coding region runs from base 113 to 2026 and encodes 637 amino acids.
UAAAACCCUCCCUCGGACUGUUACCUCUUAUCAUUUCUCAAAGUCCUAAAACCCUAAAACCCCAAAACCCUUUCAUUCUCUAAUAACUUUCAUAGAAUCCCCAAACACAAAGAUGACGAGCAUAAUACUGAGAAGAUCAACUUCUCGAUUGCCAAAGGGAGCUCUAGCCUCCUUUGAAAUGCUUCUGCACCAUCAUUUCUCAUCAGCGGCGGCGGCGAUUGUGACAAGAAAUGGAGGGCUUUCUAUCGAGAAGAAUAAACCGGAAAGCCUCUUUUGUGGUUUUAGUAAUAUUAGUAAUAAUAACAGCAACAAAUGGAGAGGAAUUCAUGUGAAAUCAGGGCCGUUGGAUUUUAAGGCGUCGUUGAUGUCACAGGCAGAGUUUGCUGCUGUAGAUGAUUAUGGGUAUGAGGAAGAAAAAGGUGGUUUUGGAAAAGGGAAUAAUGAUAUUAAUAGUGAUGAAGAGGGACUUGAGAUCGGAAAACUUGGAAUUGCUCAAGAAAUUGUCUCUGCUUUAGCUCGUAGGGGUAUCACCAAACUCUUUCCUAUUCAGAAAGCUGUUUUGGAACCAGCAAUGCAAGGAAGGGACUUGUUUGGACGGGCUAGAACAGGAACAGGAAAGACACUUGCUUUUGGAAUUCCCAUCCUUGACAAAAUCAUUCAGUUCAAUGCUAAGCAUGGAAGAGGGAGGAACCCUUUGGCCCUGGUUAUGGCUCCAACAAGAGAACUUGCACGACAAGUUGAGAAGGAGUUUCACGAAUCCGCACCCAGCCUCGAUACCAUAUGCCUAUAUGGGGGUACACCUAUUUCUCGCCAAAUGAAGGAGCUUGAUUAUGGCGUUGAUGUUGUUGUUGGAACACCUGGCCGUAUUAUUGAUCUGAUGAAGCGAGGUUCUUUGAAUUUAUCAGAAAUUCAGUUUGUUGUUCUUGAUGAAGCUGAUCAGAUGCUUGGUGUGGGGUUUGUGGAUGAUAUUGAAACAAUCUUCCAGAGAUUGCCGAAGAAUCGGCACAGCAUGCUGUUCUCUGCAACAAUGCCAAGUUGGAUUAAAAACCUCGUUAGGAAUUAUUUGAAAGAUCCGCUGACUAUUGAUCUAGUUGGAGAUUCAGAUAAGAAGCUGGCUGAUGGGAUCACUCUCUAUUCAAUUUCCUCAGACAUGUAUGGAAAAGCAUCAAUACUUGGUCCUCUGAUAACAGAACAUGCAAAAGGAGGAAAGUGCAUUGUUUUUACUGAAACAAAACGUGACGCUGAUCGAUUAGCAAAUGCUAUGGCAAGAAACUUUCGAUGUGAGGCUUUACAUGGGGAUAUUUCGCAGAGUCAAAGAGAGAGAACACUUUCAGGCUUCCGAAGUGGAUCCUUCAAUAUAUUAGUUGCCACUGAUGUUGCAGCUCGUGGCCUUGAUGUACCUAACGUUGAUCUGGUAAUACAUUAUGCUUUGCCCAACUGUUCAGAGACUUUUGUUCAUCGAUCUGGCCGUACUGGUCGUGCUGGGAAGAAAGGAACUGCAAUUCUUGUUUAUACACCGGAUCAAACUAGGCAAGUGAAGAUCUAUGAGCGCGAAAUCGGCUGCAGAUUCACAGAGCUUCCUAGGAUCACUGUUGAGGGUGGAGGCAUGGACAUGAUUGACAUGGGUAAUGGCGGCCGAUUCGGAGGAUCAAGAGAUCGUCGAUUUGGUGAUACAGGUUUUGGUCGAGCUGGGGGUGGGGAUUAUGGAUCUGGCCGUUUCGGAGGAAAUAGGAGUGGUGGAUUUGGCCGUUCUGAAAGUCGUGGUCAAUUUUCCAGUCAAAUGAAUGGAUCUAAUCGCAUUGGUUAUAACAGAAACCAAGCAGGGAGUACUAGUGGUCCUGGCUUUGGUCAUUUUGGCAGUUCAGGUGAAUCAGGUAGAUCAGAUCGUUCAAGCCCUUUUGGAGACUUUGGUUCUGGUCGGUCUGCUGGGUUUGGCAACAGUAAUCCAAGCCGAAGUAGUGAGUUAUUUAGUGAUUCUCGUUCUAGUCGAUUUGGGAGCAUCGGAGAUGGGAGAAAACAGUUCUGACUAAAUAAAGUGUUAUAAUGGCAUUAAUUGGCCGGGAGGCAGAAAUGGGCACGAGUAUGAUACAGAAUGGUACGCUAGAAGGGCUGCACAGCCGUUGGAGCAUUCCACACCCAGAGGAAAUUGCUGGUGUUUCUUAUCACUUUACAAUGCUGAAUUUUCUGAUAUUUUGCUGUUUAUAUUAGUAUUCAUUAUCUGCUUAAAGAAAAAUUAUAUGUAGCGCUUAUGAUCAUUAUAUGAGGGGAAAAUAAGCUCAUUAUUUCCAGAUCUUGAGAUGAUGCAUGUUCUGAAAUGUAAUCUAUUUAGUUCAGGUGAUGUUAUGCAUAUUGAUGUAAUAUGAUCCUAAAUGUACGACUAACUAGUGCAAUAUGAAGACCUAAAGUUAUGGAUAGUA